Zingiber officinale is the source of this 2429-nucleotide messenger RNA. RefSeq names its product subtilisin-like protease 4. The transcript has a single exon. The coding region runs from base 22 to 1614 and encodes 530 amino acids. NCBI's taxonomy places the organism in Eukaryota, Viridiplantae, Streptophyta, Magnoliopsida, Zingiberales, Zingiberaceae. Gene Ontology annotation, biological process: proteolysis. The record is from RefSeq and is a predicted model, not a curated record. Gene Ontology annotation, molecular function: serine-type endopeptidase activity.
UAGUAGAGAGGAUCUUUUGACAUGACUCUUACGCCAUGGCUAUUAUUCUUUCUCCUCCUCGCCUUCUUCUUGAAUCCCUCCGUCGCCUCUUCUUCAUCUACGAGCCGUUACAUUAUUCAAGUGAAAGAGCCGAUUGAGUCACUGACGACGGAAGGGAGCCUGAAGAGGUGGCACGAAUCUUUCCUGCCACCAGCCGUCGAGGCGUCUGGCGUCGAUCGGCGGCUGCUGCACUCUUACAGCGACGUAUUCAGCGGAUUCGCGGCCUUGCUGACGGAGGAAGAGUUGCAGGCGAUGGGGAAGAAGAGUGGCUUCGUCCGCGCGUUCCCGGACCGGGUGCUGCGCCUGAUGACCACCCACACGCCGGAUUUCCUUGGGCUCAAGGUCGGGAGUAAAGGGUUGUGGAAUGACUCGAAGCUCGGGAGUGGAGUCAUCAUCGGAGUCCUCGACACUGGCGUGACUCCCGGACACCCUUCCUACGACGACGAGGGUGUCCCGCCUCCGCCCUCGACGUGGAAGGGCUCGUGCGAGCUCGAGACCGGUUGCAACAACAAGCUCAUCGGCGCCAGGUCGAUGAUCGCCGGUCGGGGUGGGAGUCCUCCCGUCGACGAGAACGGCCAUGGGACCCACACUUCCGCCACCGCCGCUGGUAAUUUCAUCCGCAACGCGAGCUACUUUGGCUUUGCCAAAGGCACAGCCGCUGGGAUGGCCCCUCGGGCUCACCUCGCCAUCUACCAGGUCUGCCCUCUCUCAGACUGCAGUUCUGCCGACAUCCUCGCUGGGUUGGAUGCAGCUGUAAAGGACGGUGUUGACAUCCUCUCUAUCUCGAUGGGCGCAGGUUCCAUGCCUCUCGACCAGGAUCCCAUUGCCAUCGGCUCGUUCGUGGCAGCCAGUAAGGGGAUCUUCGUCAGUUGCUCCGCCGGAAACUUUGGACCAAACAACUUCACCCUCAACAAUGAGGCGCCGUGGAUGCUCACUGUGGCGGCAAGCAGCAUCGAUCGAAGGUUCAGGGCCUCUGUGAAGCUUCCCAGUGGGAAGGUGAUCCUCGGAGAGUCUCUCGACCAGCCUAGCAACUUUCCAGAAAGCUCUCUUCCCCUGUACUACUCCACUGAGUCGCCGACCUGCGACAUGGAUCCUCUCGAUGAUAGCCACAGGGGCAGUGUCUGGGUUUGCGAGGCCGGUGGUAGCCGUGAUGUGGUGGCGUCCGCCAAGUCCCAUGGCGCCAAGGCGUUGAUCUUCAUUUCCCCGAAGAUAAUAGGCGCCAACGUCAUGCUAAGCAAGAUGGACUUUCCCAGAGUAGUGCUCACCAACAAAGAAGGCUCCGACCUCAUAUCGUAUUUGAUCUCUGCUUCUGACCCCUCUGCGUCGAUCGUCUUCAACGGGACGGUUUUCGACGUAUCCUCCACCCCUGCCGUGCCUUGGUUCUCCUCCCGGGGGCCAUCUCAAGCAACGCCGGGAAUUCUCAAACCAGACAUCUCUGGCCCUGGCCUUAACAUCUUAGCGGCCUGGAUUCCUUCCGGUGACACUCCGAAGUACAUGAUUGCAUCCGGCACAUCCGUGGCGACGCCUCACCUCAGCGGUGUCGCCGCGCUCUUAAAGGCUACACAUCCUACUUAGUCGCCUGCAGCUAUUAGGUCGGCGAUCAUCACCACGGCAGACGUCGACGUCUCUGACGAGUUACUUGAUCCGGCACUCUAUUUCGCCAAGGGCGCAGGAAACGUCAACCCUAACAAAGCUGUCAAUCCCGGACUUAUUUACGACAUCACUGACGAUGACUACGUCUCCUACAUCUGCGGCAAAUUCGGUGAAGAAGGCGUAAGAAAUAUAGCGCGUAGAGUUGUGAACUGCUCGAAGAGCAUGACGGAAGAGGAGCUCAACUACCCGUCGAUUAUGCUGACCCCCAAAGGCCGGGCGGCGGCCAAAGUGACCCGGACGGUCACGAAUGUCGGACCGGCGAGAUCGAGCUACAAGGUGUCUGUGACCAUAUUGAAGACUGCUGUGUCAGCUAUUGUCACCCCCAAGACACUGACAUUCAAUGAGCCGAACGAGCAGAAGUCGUUCACCGUGAGCACGAAAUGGAGCUCCGGCGGAUCUCCCACUUCCGACAAUCAAUUCGUGGAGGGAAAGUUGACUUGGACCUCCGAUGAUGGUAAGUAUGUGGUGACGAGCCCAUUUAUUGUCUUCGCCCUGGAAAAGACAGAAAAGGGGACCUUACCAAAUAAAGAAUGAGAUAGUGUAGGAGAGAUGAUGGAAGGGAAGAGAACAUAAGAAUAUUAUGGUUGAAUUUAAUCCUUUUUAGAUGAACUUUUGCUUAUAGCAAAAGAUGAAAUGUGAUCCGGUAACGUAGAGGGAUCCUAUUAAACAUAGGUCAAAGUAAGAAAGAGUAGAGUCAAGUGAGGUGUCCAAGGCGGCUGAGCUGGCCAGGUUUGACA